GACCUCUGAAGGUUGUCUGGUCCCAACCCGCUGCUCAAAGCAGGGCCAAUAGGUUUGGGUUAUUCGGGGUCUUGGCCAGUCUCAUCCUGAGAUUUCACAGUCAGUGUUGGACCCACCUUACUGUUAAGGCUUUUUCCCCCUUUGUCUGACCAGAACUGCGGUUUGUGUCUGUUGCCUCUUGCCCUUGUGCUAUGCAGCUCCAAAAGUUUUGCUCGGCCUUCUCUAUCGCCUCGCGUUAGAUUCCCCUCAGCUGUCUCUUCCUAAGGUUGAACAAACCCAUUUCUCUCAGCGGCUCUUGGUGCAUCGGGUGAUCCAGUUUCAUGAUCUCGGUGGCCAUCUGCUGGACUCGCUUCAGUAUGUCAAUGUCUGUCCUAUACAGCAGAGCUGGACACAGCUCUGAUGCGGUCUCACAAAUGGCUCACAGAGAGACAGGAUCUCUUCUCCUGAUGUGGUGGAUGCACUUUUGCUAGUACAGCCUAAUAUAUAGUUGACCUUCUUUAUACAGUGGCACACUGCUGACCCGUAUUCACUUUGCUACCCGCAAAGGAUUACCAAACUGGUUUUUGCAAAGCUGCAUGUCAUCCAGUUGGACCCCAGCCUGGACUGUUGUGUGGGCACCAGAUGCAGACACAGGAUUUUACGUUUUCUUUUGUUGGACUUCAUGAGAUUUCUGUCAGCCUUUGUCUCCAGCCUGUAGAAGUCUCUCUGAAUGGCAGCCUUGCCUUCCGCUGUAUUGACAGCUCUCCCCACGUUGCUGUCAUCCAUAAACUUGCUGCAGGUGCAUUUCAUCCCAUUGUCUAGGUCGUUGAUGAAAACAGUGUCAGUCCCAGUACUGAGCCCAGAUUGAUGCUUUUGGCUAUUAGGAUGCUGUGGGAGAAUUUGUCAAAGGCCUUGCUAAAGUCAAGCACGGCAAAGAAGGAAGAUAUCAGGAUGGGCGUCUUAAAGCUGUUAAACAGACAUAACAUUGUGUUUGGUGAUUACAAGUGGACGGAGUUUGACGAUGGUUUCCUCAACAGCAAUGUGCAGUCUGUGUCAGUUGUGGAUACAGAGCUGAAGCUGAAAGAAAGACAGCCCAUUGACUUGAGCAAAAGUAAUCUUUCUCUUCAUAUUUUCCAUCUGAAUGAAGAAGGACCAAGCUCUGAAAACUUAGAAGAAGAGAAUGAGGAUAUUGUUGCAGCUAACCACUGGGUACUACCUGCAGCUGAAUUCCAUGGCCUUUGGGAAAGUCUUAUAUAUGACAUUGAAGUAAAAUCACAUCUACUUGAUUAUGUGACGACAACAUUACUAUUCUCUGAUAGAAAUGUUGACAGCAACCUCAUAUCUUGGAACAGAGUUGUUUUGCUGCACGGCCCUCCAGGAACUGGUAAAACUUCUCUCUGUAAAGCAUUGGCCCAGAAGCUGACAAUUCGACUGUCACACAGGUAUAGGUAUGGACAGUUAAUUGAGAUAAACAGCCAUAGCCUGUUCUCUAAAUGGUUUUCUGAGAGUGGCAAGCUUGUAACCAAGAUGUUCCAGAAGAUUCAAGAGUUAAUUGAUGACAAAGAUGCUCUUGUAUUUGUACUGAUUGAUGAGGUAGAAAGUCUCACAGCAGCCCGCAGUGCCUUCCAGGCAGGUACAGAGCCUUCAGAUGCUAUUCGUGUGGUGAAUGCUGUACUGACACAAAUAGAUCAGAUUAAAAGGUAUCCCAAUGUAGUUAUCCUGACUACUUCAAAUAUUACGGAGAAAAUUGACAUGGCCUUUGUAGACAGAGCUGACAUAAAACAAUAUAUUGGACCUCCAUCUUCUGCAGCAAUAUUCAGAAUAUAUCUUUCUUGCUUGGAAGAGCUGAUGAAGUGUCAAAUAAUAUAUCCUCGACAGCAACUCUUGACACUCAGAGAGUUGGAGAUGAUUGGCUUCGUAGAAAAUAAUGUGUCAAGGUUAAGCCUUGUGUUAAAAGAAAUCUCAAGAAGGAGCGAAGGUCUUAGUGGCCGGGUCCUAAGGAAACUUCCUUUCCUAGCACAUGCACUUUAUAUUCAAGCCCCCAGUGUUACAAUGACCACAUUUCUUCAGGCUCUUUCACUUGUAGUGGACAAGCAAUUUGAAGAAAGAAAGAAACUUGCAAACUGCAUGUGACACUACUGUUUUAUAGUUAUCUGUAUUGUUACCAAUGAAAAGUACAUAUUUUUGAAUACAAACUGUGCACCUUUUAUACCUUUGUAAAAUAGAUUGUCAACGCAUGAAGAAACCUGGAAGGCCUGAUCUAGUUUUUAAAAACAGUGAUUAAUAAACAAAAUUCGGA
Molecule: messenger RNA, 2278 nt
Organism: Struthio camelus australis
Lineage: Eukaryota; Metazoa; Chordata; Aves; Struthioniformes; Struthionidae
Source: RefSeq, a predicted model, not a curated record